Molecule: messenger RNA, 732 nt
Organism: Vanrija pseudolonga
Lineage: Eukaryota; Fungi; Basidiomycota; Tremellomycetes; Trichosporonales; Trichosporonaceae
Exons: 2
Coding region: 1-732 (243 amino acids)
Source: RefSeq, a predicted model, not a curated record
AUGCGCAGCCCCAUUCUCGCACUAGCAGCGGCGUCGGUCAUCGUCCUGGUGCAAGCCGCCCCGCAGCUCGCCGCGUCGACCUCACCCGCGCUAAUGACGACCACCACCCGCGCCUCGUCCGUCACCGCCGCACCACCGCGGUCAACAACAACAGUGACCCGCCUCGCGCUAAUCUCCGGCGCGACCUACGAGCGCCGCGAGCUGCGCGCGCUCGACGCGCUGAGGGCACGCCAGCACGGCCUGCUCGCGGCCGCCAUCGUCCCGUGCCUCCUACUAUCCCUCUUCGUCCUCCCCCUCGUCCUCGUCAAAGUGAGGACAUAUCGCCGCGCCACGCGCGACAUGCUCGCCAACGCGCCGCCGGAGGACAUCAACCGCACGUGGGUGCGCAAGUCGUCCAUGUCGUCCAUGGCGACGGCGACGGCGGCGCUCGCCACGGCGCCGCUGCUCGCCAAGCCCGUGGCCGCGGCCCCCGUCGCGACGAUCACGGCGACGCGCACCAUCUCGCCCGACAUGUCCGAGGCGUUCUUCUCCGCCCUGUACGCGCCCGACAGGCAGGCGGCACAGAGGGUGAUUAACAGCUGUACUAUCGCUGCGCCGAUCGGCGCGGGCGUGCCGAUUGUCAUCAUGGCUGGGGUGGUGGUGCACGCAUACCUCGAGCACAGGCGCGCACUGCGACUCAUUGAGAGCCGCAAGGUCGAGUACUGGGGUGUCAAUACGCAGAUGAUGACGUAG